Molecule: messenger RNA, 2491 nt
Organism: Bactrocera oleae (olive fruit fly)
Lineage: Eukaryota; Metazoa; Arthropoda; Insecta; Diptera; Tephritidae
Product: organic cation transporter protein
Biological process (GO): transmembrane transport
Cellular component (GO): membrane
Molecular function (GO): transmembrane transporter activity
Source: RefSeq, a predicted model, not a curated record
GAUCAAACGAGUCAUGUUUAAACAAUCGAGGCGAAACUGAAAGCAAAAAUAUCAAAUCUAGCGUUAAUCAAACUUAAUGCAAUAAAACAAAAAAUACUCAACAAACUCAAUAAACGCUAGUACAAAUUUUCAUAAACAGAAACCACUACUACAAAUAACCCUCUCUAUUCUCCAAUUGUACACAUCCCCUGGAUAAGUAGUGUCUCACAAGUGGACACGCAUGCGAAAGGCGGCAGCUGCCCCCAACACACCAACGAACGUCUGAUUUGACGCAGCGAUAAAGUUAUAAAAAAAGAAAAGCAGAAAAUAACAGAGAAGUGAACGCUCGAGACGCUCGCGAUAAGGAAAUCGACGCGUCGAACAGUCGAUCUAUCAAUCUAUCUGCUAAUUUAAAGACACGUUAACCAAUAGACAGGCAGUUGAGCGCGUAACGUAAAGCCUAGCAGAUCACAACGGGUUGUCUAAAGAAAGUAGUCACUCCAAGAAACACGCGCGUGGUCUAUAUGAAGUCUAUCUAGCGUGUGUGCGAAAUCAAAGUGUAUUGGGUGUAAAAAAAGCAUUAUAAUUUUCAAUACUGGUGUUUUUUUUUUAAUUUUGUUCUGAAAAAUUUACAAUACGGCAGAGUGAGGUGAAAGCAUUUAAAAUGGAUCCGAAUACUACGCAUAGAGAUCUGUAUGAUUUGCCGAAUAGCCAACCGAACGCGAAGUCGCGUAUUGCAGUCGCCGACGUUUAUGAAAAAGAAAAUGAAGAGUCCACUUUAGAUGACAUACUUAUUCGCAUUAGACAGUUUGGUCCAUUUCAGUUGAUCAUACUGCUAUUAAUUUGCCUGGCAAUGUUGUUCAGUGCGAUAUAUUCGAUAUCAUAUGUCUUUACGGCCAGUAGUGUUGUGCACAGAUGCAAAAUUCCAGAAUGCGAUAGCGCUUCCAGUGCUUACGAGGAGAGCUGGACCGAAUUUAGCAUACCCACGAAAAAUAAUGGUUUGGAUCAAUGUAAUCGUUUCGUGGGUAAUUACACCCAGAAUCAAACACCACAAAGUGAAUCAGUCGGGUUCUGCUAUGCGCAUAAUUUUGAUAGCAACAAGAAGGAGCGAUGUUCGGACAAUAAUUUCAUAUAUCGCGAUAUGGAAGUAACUAUAGCGAAUGAGUUUAACAUUUACUGCGAGGAUGAAUGGAAAUUGGCGAUGGUGGGCACCAUAGGCAAUCUGGGACAAUUUGUCGGCAUACCAUUGGGUGGUUUUAUAUCCGAUCGUUAUGGUCGACGCACUGCGCUCGCUUAUGGUGGCUUCUGUAGCGCACUCUUAGGGAUACUACGCUCGUUUACGCCCAGCUACACUUCGUUUAUAAUUUUCGAAUUUCUCGAUAACAUAGCAUCGAGUCCUAUGUACUCUGUUUGCUUUAUUUUAGGCAUUGAAUUGGUCGGACCGAAGCGUCGUGUCAUAGCUUGCAGUUUUAUCACGAUUUUCUAUGCCAUCGGUGAGGUAGCGCUUGGGCUUGUGGCAAAAUAUUUUCAAAAUUGGCGUGUCAUAUUACGUAUUGUUUAUAUACCGGCCGUAGUAUUUAUCACGUAUAUCUGGAUACUACCAGAGAGCAUACGUUGGCUGCUGAGUCAAGCUAAGGAGGAGGAUGCCAAAAAUUUAUUGCAACGUGCCGCGAGGGUGAAUAAACGCAAACUAUCCGAAAAUUUGCUGGAUAAAUUGAUUUUGUCAAAUCGUGAGAAAUUAGCUUCGGCGACAGGUGGUCGUUUUCCGAUUAGGGAGUCUUUUCAGAAACUAACUUGGCGCAUAAUAAAUUGUUCGUUCUGUUGGAUUAUCGUUGUGCUUGUCUAUUAUGGCAUCAGCUUGAAUGCAGUGCUAUUGGAUGGCGAUAAAUACAAUAAUUUCAUAUUAAUUGCGCUUAUCGAAAUACCCGGCUUCUUUCUACCACUCGCUAUCAUGCCUCGCUUUGGCAGAAGAUACUCACUGUGCGGUACAAUGCUGUUAAGUGGCUUUUGCUGCUUGAUAACAACUUUUCUGCCGGCAGAUCAGUUUGUUUGGCGUUUAACAUUUUUCUUAAUUGGCAAGCUAAUGAUUGCGGCAGCUUUUCAAGUGUUGUACUUUUUCACAUCGGAAAUCUUUCCGACAAAUGUGCGCAAUAGUUUGCUCUCGUUCUGUUCGAUGGUGGGACGUGUGGGCUCGAUGUUGGCGCCACAAACGCCGCUGUUGGCCAAGUUCAAUGAAAAUGCUCCCGCCAUUUUAUUUGCUAUUUGUGCUAUUACAAGCGGAAUUUUGGCGAUUUUCUUCCCGGAAACGACAGAUGUUAUAUUGCCAACGACGGUGCACGAUGCGCACAUUAUAGGCGCAAAGGCGUCAAAAAAUAAAACUGAAAUCAAUUCUAGUGAUAAUUCAUGAAGCUUUAGGCAUAUAAUAUCUGUAAAAGCACGCAAAAGUUAUUUUUUCAAAAAAACUACAAUAAAUUGAAGCUUAAUAAUAGAAAUAAAAAUGAAGAUGAAAGAA